This is a messenger RNA of Macadamia integrifolia, 728 nucleotides long. RefSeq lists its product as uncharacterized. Lineage: Eukaryota; Viridiplantae; Streptophyta; Magnoliopsida; Proteales; Proteaceae. The transcript is spliced from 2 exons. The record is from RefSeq and is a predicted model, not a curated record. The coding region runs from base 210 to 530 and encodes 106 amino acids.
UGGUGUUCUUAUUCUACAAGGAUUCCUUCUUUCCUUUUUUUUUUUUUUUUUUUGGGUGAGAAAGAUUCCUUCUUUCCCACACUAUAUAUCCCAAAAGCCAAUAAAAUAAAAAAAAGAGAAACUCACACAAACCCAUCAAUUCCCCACCCCGCCCUCACUCUCUGUGUUCUUAUCUCCUUCUUCUUCUUCUUCUACUUACUCCUUCUUUCAUGGACAUGGAUUCCAAGCCCAGCUCAGCAAAUAAUAAUCUCAGUAUAACAGUAGAGAGAAAUCCAUCUGAAUCACGCUUAUCUGAACUGGGUAUCAAGUCAUGGCCUAAAUGGGGUUGUCCACCAGGAAAAUUCCCUCUGAAAUUUGAUGCAGAAGAGACUUGUUACUUACUGAGAGGGAAAGUGAGAGCUUACACAAAAGGGUCGCCGGAGUUUGUAGAGUUUGGUGCCGGAGAUCUUGUAACUAUCCCAAAGGGUCUCAGUUGCACUUGGGAUGUAAUGGUUGCUGUUGAUAAGCACUACAAAUUUGAUUCUUCUUAGCAAUAGUUUUUUUUAUAUUCUUAUCAAUUCAAUCUUCUUUACUACUUCUUUGAGUUCUGAUUCCUGUUUCUUUUAGUUUAUUUAUUUGUAAUUUUUAGUAUGUUAAUAUUCUUGGCCUUUUUUUUAGUGAUGUUUAUUGUAGUCAAAGUAAGGAAAUAUCAAUGAGUUAAUGCAUGUCUCAUUCAAAGAUUUUUUCUU